This is a messenger RNA of Amorphotheca resinae ATCC 22711, 1839 nucleotides long. RefSeq lists its product as hypothetical. Gene Ontology annotation, molecular function: DNA replication origin binding; single-stranded DNA binding. The record is from RefSeq and is a predicted model, not a curated record. NCBI's taxonomy places the organism in Eukaryota, Fungi, Ascomycota, Leotiomycetes, Helotiales, Amorphothecaceae. The transcript has 2 exons. Gene Ontology annotation, biological process: DNA replication initiation; mitotic DNA replication preinitiation complex assembly; double-strand break repair via break-induced replication. The coding region runs from base 212 to 1735 and encodes 507 amino acids. Gene Ontology annotation, cellular component: DNA replication preinitiation complex.
CUCUACUAUACUUGAUGACCUUCAGAAGCCGAAUUCUACAACCUUAAGACCGAAAUUUUGCAUAUUGCAAAUUGCUUCCUUCAGAACGAAUAUCAAGUCGCCGGAAAAGACUUCUCAUCCGCCGGCGCGCGUCGCGUAUCGCGUAGCACGAGACUUCCUACAGAUGUGUUGAUUCGAGGAUUCAUGACAGUUUUGAUAGGACGAUCAAAAUAUGAAGGAAGAAGAACGGGAGGCUCUAACAGAGCGGUCAAAUGCUCUUCGCCUGGAAUUGAAAACAUGGGAGAAGAACUUCGCCGCCUCCCACAAUGGGCAGAAAGCCUCCCGCGAUGACAUCAAGAAGCACCCAGCUAUUGCUGCGAAAUACAAGGAAUAUAAUAAGGCCCGCGAUAUUUUGUCGGGGAAGAUAGUUCAGCCUCCACCAAGUCAUCAUGAGACUCCUCGAAAGCGAAAGCACGAGGAUGGGCACGCUCAGCCUUCCAAACGUUUCCAGAUUAUGAAGACGCCCUCGAAAAACACAAUGCUACCAUGGGAAGUCGAUCCAUAUGAAUCGCCUUCUGCCGUACGCAAUAUAUUCACGCCCUCGAAGAAGACUGCUAUUGGGCCGACACCACAAAAGGAUGGACAGGUUUUGGGGAUAUUUGAUCUUCUCGAGGAAAGCAAUACACCAUCUAAGAAGAACAGCGCAUCUGGAGCAAAUCUGCAAGCUUUACUCCAUUCUACGCCUCGCAAACCGCCCAACGAUAUACAUGCUACUCCCAGGCACACCAGAACGCCAGCUUCAGCUGGAAAACGUUUCAUGCUCGACAAGUUCACCACGCCGUCGAAGAAUCCACAUCCCAACGGGCAAGGGGGGAAGACACCAUCAUCCGUGUCAAAACUGUACUUCGCCACGCCGUCGUUCCUAAGGCGAGACAGCCAGCGACCACAGAUGCCCACCGUGAACGAGAACGACGAAGACCUAGAACUAUCACCCCAACCCCUCCGCCUCCCCAGAAAACCUCUAGUCCGCGGCCUGAGCAGCAUGUUAGCCGGCCUCCGCAAAAUGGAAGAAGAAGCCGCCGACGAAGACCUCGAAGCCCUACACGAGAUGGAGAACGAGCUAGCCGCAGUCGGCCGCGACCCACCCUCUAAAGCACCGAUCCCCACACCCCAGGAAACCGUGCAAGUGGAAGAAGCUAGCCAACCCCGCCUACCCCUCGGCGGGUUCGACGACGAAGCCCUCCUCGACAGCGAGCCCGACGAGCUCCAGAACCCCACACUCGGCCGCGACGGCCUCCCCCUCAAGAUCUACAAGAAGAAAGGACAGAAACGCACCACGCGCCGCGUGACCCUGAAACCAUCGCGCGCCAAACCCGUUUCCGCGCCCCGCAGCGCCGACGAGGAGGAAGAGGGGGCUAGCGAUGAUGAAUUCACCACGGCAGCAGCAGCGGACGAUAGCACGAUCCCCGAGACGCAGCAAGCCGCUGCCGACGACGACGACACGACGGCGGCUGCCUUCGAAGAUGCGCGCAAUUUCGACUCGGAUUCGCAAUCAGAAUACACGGCUUCCGAGGGGGGCACGCGGUACAGACGGCCUAAUCAGGGACGGCGGGGAAGCGCGAAGGAGGGCAAGAUCCGGACGGUGGCGAGGAAGGUGAACGCGGUAGCGCAUCAGAACUUCAAGAGGUUGAAGUUGAGGAAUUCAGGCGCCAAGGGGGGACCGGCUCAUAAUAGUCGGUUCCGGAGGAGGAAAUGAAGCUCACGCGUGGGGUUGGUUGGAUGAAAUGAACGAACGAGCCUCAUCCUCUCGUCUCGAUUCGACUACAUAUAUGAGUUAACGUGUCCAAUGUCUAUAUCACG